Messenger RNA from Puntigrus tetrazona (Sumatra barb), 2437 nucleotides. RefSeq names its product ornithine decarboxylase antizyme 2a (gene oaz2a). The record is from RefSeq and is a predicted model, not a curated record. Gene Ontology annotation, biological process: positive regulation of protein catabolic process. Gene Ontology annotation, molecular function: ornithine decarboxylase inhibitor activity. Lineage: Eukaryota; Metazoa; Chordata; Actinopteri; Cypriniformes; Cyprinidae. Gene Ontology annotation, cellular component: cytoplasm; nucleus.
AAGCUCAGCGUCAAAGCACGGAGCGCUUAUCUCAGAACGCGUCAGGGAGAAUUGUCGUAUAGAUGGUGCAUUUCUCCGUGGACUUUCUGCACAAAAAUCACUCUUUUGGUUAUCAGAGUAAAGCGGUCUACGAGGAAAACAUGUGCAACACAGAGGAGAGUUGUGCCGUUCUGGGCUCGAGGCAGUGGGCUCCAGGGCCUCUGUGGUGCUCCGAUGCCCCUCUCCCACUAACGAAGAUCCCGGGUGGGCGAGGGACGGGCAGGGAUCUCCCUCACAGCGUACUGCACAAGGACGAAAAGUUAACGGUGACUCAGGUGGGCUCGGUGAGCGGCGCACCCCCUGUCCUGCACUUCCAGUACCAAUUAAGCGAGCGGCGGUUCUCCUGCUGGGACACGGUUCUGUCGGACGACGCGCUCUACCUGGAAAUCCCCGCUGGAGCUCUUCACAAUGGCAGCAGAGAAGGUUUCACCAGGCUGCUGGAGUUUGCAGAGGAGCAGUUGAAAGUCAACUACGUGUUCCUGUGGCUUCAGAAAAAUAGAGACGAUCGAUCGUCUAUCAUGAAGACCUUCCACUACAUGGGUUUUGAAGUGGUAAAGCCAGGCCAUCCACUGGUGCCGCCCCGGCCUGAUCUUCUCUUUAUGGUCUAUUCCAUAGACAGCAGCAGUUCUGAUGAAGAGUGACCAUCACACCUUCACUCACUCUUAAAAUGCCCCCACCCCUCUUCCUCCCCCUUUAUACUUCUGCAUCAAUGACUUUCAAGACAGGGGGAGGGGUGAAGCUGGGCCAGCUAACACUCUGAUUGGUUCAGUUUCCGUUAUUAUCCCACCCAUCGGUUCUGAUUGGUCGUUCCAUCAGCAGGAGGUGGGUUGGUGCUAAAGCAGAAAUCUAGCAUAUCCUAUCUGCUCAUUCAAACCAUAUAUCAAAUACUGUUGUGUACACCAUGUAUAGAACAUUCAGGACAGGAUACAGAUCACAGACAUAGUCGUGAUAGUUUUUUACAGAAGGGAAUGCAUUUAUAACCUGUUGUAGACUGUUUCCAGUGGCUUAUAAUGGUGAAACAGGUUUAUUCCAGAUCGACGGUUUUCUCUGUUCUGGUUUUACUCUUCUUUAGAUGUUUCAGCCGAAACUAUCACCCGUUAAUCAUUUAACGUUCUCAGAGGAAACAAGCUGAAUAGCUCUUAGUAACUAAGACUUGACUCAGCAUAGUUCGUCCUUUAUACGCUCAUUAGGAUUCAUGCUGUGUUCUAUUCAACUGAGAACAACUUCCUAUACAGGAAAGUGCAAUAGAACGCGCUUGAAGUCGGACUUCAGACUUUUGUGAAACCUGCAAUUUCAGUCACAGGGACUGGGCAGAUGGUGCACGGCUCAAGAUCGCACUUCUGCAUCCAAACAUCAUGCAAUAAAUAUUGUAGAAUAACGAAAAACUUUCAAUAUUGGAUAGAACGCAGCAUUCUAGUGCAAGUUCGUCAAAACGGUGUGUCAUUCCAGACCCCAACAAGGCACUUGAGUGUAAGUUUAGGUUGAGAUUAGUUGAGUCUGGUUGUGAGGUUUGCUUUUCUAGAGUUCUUUGAAGUAGAGGUUGUUCAAUCGGGCCUGUUGCUUAUACUCUUUAAAACAGAGCCAGACCUGAAAACUUCUAGAUGCAUGAGCAUGUUUGUGAUGAAAUCAUUCUGGUUUUAAAAAAUCCUGAAGGUCCUUGUUCUUAUUUAGGGAGAUGCAGAGGUCUUCUGCACGAGUCUUACCAUAGUCCAUCACACCUUUUGUCUUCGCCAUCCCAAACCAACAGGAAACACGAGAGCAAACCAACCCCACCCUCAGCCCCUCAGGGGCUUUAACACAAGCACUUUAGGAAAACACAAGCAAUUCAGCCCCACGGUGCAUUGCACAUCCGUUACAGAGAGAUGUGCAUUGAGCCGUCCAGAUGUCUUGCGGUGUUUAGUGAACUUGACAUACUUGCCAAAGAUAAUGGUCUCCAUUCAAAGAGAACGCCUCAAGUUUCAUUCAGAUAAGACUGGUGAACUUACCGUAGCAGCACCUACAGAUAGCAGGCUCGGUCCCGGCGCAGUCAGGUAUAACAUGCAAAAACAUUCCCUGAAACGGAAGCCUCUGUUUCACCGAUUUCUGGUCAUCUCUGUGGAAAUUAGGUGCAAUGAAUCCAGUUCUGUAUACUUCUCAGCAGGGUGGCCUUUAGGUUUUGCAUGUGUAAAUAGAUCUUACCUUUCCUUAUGGGCUGUGACAAUAAGCUUUUAGAGAAUGUUUUUUUUUUGUUCAUCCACUUAAAUUUUAUUUUUAUCUAUACGAUUUAUUUUGUCUAUACCGAUUGAUUUUUUUUGUAGCGUAGGAUUUAGAGUAAAUCGAAUAUCAUUUAAUGACAAUCUACACUUGUAUACCUUGAACCUUUUCCUUAUGUCCAAAUAAAACACAUGACAAAACAAAA